AUGCCAAUCAAUCUUGAGCAGGAGAUCAUAACUAUUCGCUUUUUGCCAACUCGACCAGCGUUUUGUGCACUGACAACUACUGUGAUUGAUGAAAAGUGGAAUUUGACAAUGGCGGCUGGAAAACCAAAUCAAAAUUUUGGAGUGGAAAUGUACGGAUUCCCAGACUUUGUGCACGUCCCCUCUAAAAAAGCACACUACGACGCGUGGAGUAACAGUACCGGAAGCAGCAGCGGAUGCAGUAGUAGCUGCAGUCCAAGUCAUCUAGAAGAGCUACACGUGGACAUCCCACACUCUUCAACAGCUUCUGUUGCAUCAACGAGUACUGCAUCGCACUCAUUUUCCGAAACUGAUGUGAAUGCUGUUCGAGCUCCUGUACCUACUUUCGUUGACCUCAAGCCUAUUUCUCCGAAAGAUGGCGCACCGUCCAUCGCAGGUGCUCUGGCACUAGCAUCUGAAGUGCUUGCAAAUAGCGGUCCUAGUAACGAAAUUCCAUCGUUAUCGACGUCCUUCUCUGAAGCUUCUCAAUCUGCGUAUCAGUCUGCAACCACGACAGCACCGGAUGCAGUGGUAGCACCGCUGGCUCCUAAACCGAUCUAUCCGAAUGUGCAAGCAAAUGUAGAGAGUGGGAGUCAUCCAGUGAUAACACACGAUGCACGAUUUUCGAGUUAUGCGGAAUUCGACGAAGCUUUUGAAGCAUGGAAAAGGGAAUGCUUGCAUCCUUUCCGAGUUGCAUCAUCGGAAACUUUGAGGGAACCGGAUGGCACCGUAAAUCAUCGCUUUAAAUAUCGCUACGUUGUCUUCCAUUGCGCACAUUACGGUGAACCAAGAAUGCGAGGUAUUGGAAAACGACCUAAUCAACACUAUUUACCAUCAGGGUGUCGUGCUAUGCUACGACUAAACUACAGUUUUAGUGAGCAGCUACUAAAAAUUACCACACUUCACGAUGAACACCUUAACCACGAAGUUUCCCCUGAGAUGUUCAGAAAGGUGUCAGCUAAAUUGAAAAGGUCUUCGUGUGGAGCGCCGUCACCGGCAGGGAAGCGAAGUAAGCUUGACUCGCCAGUUCCGUCAUCACAAAGCGUGUCCUCACCGGUAACAGCUCAAUCGUCACCAAUGACUGGAUCAAAUUCGCCUUCAUCAGCAAGUACAGUAGGCUCUAUGAUGAACGCUUUUCCUGCCCAGAUUUCUUUGGCGCAACCAAACGCCAUGGCAAAUGUUGCGAUCGCGUUGCAACAACAACAGAUCAUGGCAUCACUGUUGAACCAGCAGAAAGAGAACAUCAACUUGGCUGCAGGUCUAUCCUCUCUUGGAAUUCCGAGACCGCAGCCGUCGAUGCUGAAUAUUUUGAGCAUGAUGGGGUUGCAGCAACGAAUGUUGCUUCAACAACAACCUGCAUACGGUCUGAUGACACCUUUGGCACCGCAAAUGGCGACGCUGCAGCAAGCACAGAUUCCUUCGAAGACGGAUGGGAAAUCCAAUGCUAGUGAUGUUGAACGACAGAACCGCACAAAAACUGAUCUACCAGCGCCAGUCGCAUUGAAACCAAGUACUGCUUCAUCUUCCUCCGCGUCCCAAGUGGAGGUGUCUCCGGGAAGUCCUCCACCGCACCUGGUUGCAGAGGCGCCAGUUCCAGCAUCGCAAGUGCCAGCGAACGCUAGUACUUCGCCUGCGCCAACGACAAUUGCCUCUGCUGGGUCCUUCGAGGAGUCGUUAGCUCUUCUCCGCAAUGGUGGCCAUGACUCGGAAAUAAUGACCCGUAUUGCUCAACUGAACUCACUUUCUUCAUUCUGGGGAACACCAACAAUUUCAGAGUUUAGGUAA
Messenger RNA from Necator americanus (New World hookworm), 1821 nucleotides. RefSeq lists its product as uncharacterized. The record is from RefSeq and is a predicted model, not a curated record. The transcript has 17 exons. Bases 1 to 1821 code for a protein of 606 amino acids. NCBI's taxonomy places the organism in Eukaryota, Metazoa, Nematoda, Chromadorea, Rhabditida, Ancylostomatidae.